Grus americana (Whooping crane) is the source of this 1374-nucleotide messenger RNA. Its product is annotated as la-related protein 6-like. Gene Ontology annotation, molecular function: mRNA binding. The transcript has 3 exons. The coding region runs from base 1 to 1374 and encodes 457 amino acids. NCBI's taxonomy places the organism in Eukaryota, Metazoa, Chordata, Aves, Gruiformes, Gruidae. The record is from RefSeq and is a predicted model, not a curated record. Gene Ontology annotation, cellular component: nucleus. Gene Ontology annotation, biological process: RNA processing.
AUGUCAUCUCGUAGCUCUGGGGUGGCCUUAGGGCUGGGUUCCCAGCCCAGCUGCAGCACCUCUCUGCCCGUGCAAAGAAAUUCCUUCCCGGCGUCGCAUCUCCUUCCGCCGCGGAGCCGCUCGCUCGCCCUGCUCCGCCAGGAAGACUUCGAGAGCUUCAACGGGAGCUUCUGUGACGUGAGCGAUGCUCUGGAGGCUGAUCCCCCAUGCAACUGCUCCGUCCCUGACCCGCAGCUGGUCCAGAGGAUCGUGUCCCAAGUGGAGUUCUACCUCUCUGAUGAGAACCUGGCCAAGGACGCUUUCCUCCUGAAACACGUCCAGAAGAACAAGAUGGGCUUUGUCAGCAUCAAACUGCUGACGUCCUUCAAGAAGGUGAAAUACCUGACGCGCGACUGGCGGCUCACGCUCUAUGCCCUGCAGUUCUCAGAGCUGCUGGAAGUGAACGAGGAAGGCACCAAAGUGCGGCGGCGGGUCCCAGUCCCCGAGUCCCUGCUGAGCAUCCCCCCCAGCAAACUGCUGCUGGCCUGGGAGCUGCUGCCCCAGGAGCAGAACGUGCUGCCACCGCUCCAGAAAAACUUCCUUGAGACCAUCACGAGGAUGUUCAGCCCCUUCGGCGCCAUCGCCUCCAUCCGCAUCCUGCGGCCGGGCCGCAAGCUGCCCUCGGAUGUGCGGAAAUACACGUCGCGCUUCCCCGAGCUGCUGAGCAAGUGCUGCGCGCUGGUGGAGUACGAGAGCCUGGAGAGCGCCCGCAGGGCCUUCGAGAACCUCGGCCGCCAAAACCGCCCGGGCAGCGAGAGCAUCAUGGUGGUCCGGCUCUGCGGGAAGGGCUCCAAGAAGAAACCUGGGGCUGAGAGGGAGGCAGCGGAGGAGCUGGUGGACCGGAUGGGUUGGAAGGCACAGGAGGCAGCCGCGACCUUCCCCUAUGGCAUCGGGGACUCCCUGCUCUGCAGCUCCCCGGAGUCAGACGGUGCCCCGGCGUCACCGCCCCUCUGCCUGAGCAAGGACCCCUUGGCAUCCACCUGGCCCAGCGGCGACUUCAAGCCUGGCGACUUCGGCAAUGCCUUCACCGGGUCGCUCCUCACCAGCAAAGUCUUCCCUCCGCUCGGGGCUGGCUUGGGCACCGGCAGCUGCUACGGCUUCUGCUCCAGCACCGAGAGCUGCUGCGGCUGGGGGAGCAGGAUGGGUGCCUGGGCGCCCUGGCGUAACAGCUCCUCUCCCGAUGCCAAACGUCCUCUCGGCAAUCCCCCGGCAGCGAAGUGGGGGACCGAGCCCCUCAGCCUGCGGGACGGGGUGCUUCGCCUGCCCCAUGGCCCCGAUGGCACCAAGGGCUUCUGCAGCAGCAUCGGGAGAGGAGAGCUCGUCCUCCGGCCCUGA